UCCCAAAAACUCCACCCCAACACAAAAAUAGACAGAUACCCAAAGAAACUCACAUUUUCACUACCAGUCUACCAUUACUAGGAGAACGACAAAGAUACCAAAACCCUCGUCAUGCUUUCCUUUUAAAUCUUCUUUUCCUGAACCAACCGUAUUAGGGUUUUUCCAUAAUUUUUGCUAUUUUGGUGAUAAGUUUCCCUGUAGGAACUGAUAUCGUCUACAGCCUUUUCUUCCUUUUGUUAAUCAGAGAGAAAGUUUGCUUGAUUGCUCAAAAUGGGAAGAGGCAAGGUUCAGCUGAAGCGGAUCGAGAACAAGAUCAGCAGACAAGUAACGUUCUCGAAGCGAAGAACUGGAUUGCUUAAGAAAGCUCAUGAGAUCUCAGUUCUCUGUGAUGCUGAGGUAGCUUUGAUUGUCUUCUCCACCAAAGGCAAGCUCUUUGAGUAUGCUACCGAUUCCAGCAUGGAGGGGAUCCUGGAGCGGCAUGAGCAGUACUCCUAUGCAGAAAGGCAAAGCAUGUGUUUUCCUGAUUCAGAAUCACAGGGAAGCUGGUCCAUGGAAUUUCCCAAGCUAGCGGCAAGGAUUGAAAUCUUAAAGAGAAAAAUAAGGAAUUACACGGGAGAGGAUUUAGACCCCUUAAGCUUGAGGGAGCUUCAAAGUUUGGAGCAACAGAUUGAUAUAGCUCUGAAGCGCGUACGAGCAAGAAAGAACCAAGUAGUGCACGAAUCCAUCUCAGAGAUGCAGAAGAAGCAAAGGACAUUGCAAGAGCAAAACAACUCGCUAGCAAAGAAGCUCAAGGAGAAUGAAAAGCUUCUACAAGGAGAACAUAAUGAUAGUCAGCAGGCAAACCCCUCAACCCUUGUGUUAAUGCCGCCUCAGCAACCUCCAUCACCAGCACUGCUCUCUUCUCAAACUGUUGGUACUAAGUAUGCAAAUUCAGUGGGGCUUUCCAAGGUAGAAGUGAUGCAAUGGAUAAAGAUGAUGGGAGAAGAAUUCAGCCUCAGCCUGCUAGUAGCACAGUCAUGCCACCAUGGAUGGUUAGCCAUUGGAAUUAAUGAUGACUGCAAAUCACAUCAGAAACAUAUGUAAUGAAUAACAUCUUAAUGUCUAAUUUGGGUUGUGUAUCAACUGCAAGAUUUAUCAGGACAUCCGCUAAUAUUAUUUACCCGUCUUUAAAGAAUAAGAA
Messenger RNA from Argentina anserina (silverweed cinquefoil), 1180 nucleotides. RefSeq names its product truncated transcription factor CAULIFLOWER A-like. The record is from RefSeq and is a predicted model, not a curated record. Gene Ontology annotation, cellular component: nucleus. Gene Ontology annotation, molecular function: DNA-binding transcription factor activity, RNA polymerase II-specific; RNA polymerase II cis-regulatory region sequence-specific DNA binding; protein dimerization activity. The coding region runs from base 271 to 1083 and encodes 270 amino acids. Gene Ontology annotation, biological process: positive regulation of transcription by RNA polymerase II. The transcript has 8 exons. Lineage: Eukaryota; Viridiplantae; Streptophyta; Magnoliopsida; Rosales; Rosaceae.